UAUCGAUAUAUUGGACAAUAAUACUAAAAAUGUUUUACAAAUAUUAUAUAUUUAUUAGAUAUAUUGUUGGCAUAUAUUUACUACUAUUAGUUAACAGUUGUCUAACUGAUUAUCUUAGUCUAGAUGGCAAUCAAUGGCAUGCAAUCAAUCAAAAUAAAUCUGUAAAAAUCGGUGCAAAAGUUCCCGGCAGUAUAUACACUGAUCUGAGGACAGCCAAAAUAAUACCCGAAAACCUAUACUUUACCGACAAUGAUGUCAAACUACGAUGGGUUUCAUACGACAACUGGACAUAUGAGCGCACAUUUAGCGUGGACUCUAGUUUACUAAACAAGCAAAAUGUUUAUCUAGUGGCCAACGGUAUCGACACGGUUAGCACUGUCCGAUUGAACGGCCAGUUGGUUGGCCAGACAGACAACCAGUUUGUACGCUACAGAUUUGAUAUACGAUCGGUAGUCAAGUCGGGCCCGAACACACUGAGACUGGACUUUCAGUCGGCACCGCUCUAUGCCCGACAAAAGUCCCGCGAGUUUCAAAACAAAUACAACUAUACGGUAGCACCAGACUGUCCUCCCGACCAAUAUCAUGGUGAAUGUCAUUAUAAUUUUGUCCGCAAAAUGGCCGCCUCUUUUGCAUGGGAUUGGGGCCCGGCAUUUCCGACACAAGGCAUAUGGAAACCGAUAGGCAUUGAGGCAUACAAUGGUGCCAUCAUUCGGGAUGUGACAGUCGAGACAAUAGCUAACCGAUCCAAAGUACCCGUGGAGUGGUCGCUGACUGUCCAAGUGUUUGUCGAAUCGGCCGCCAAUCGCCAGUUGGACGGCCUGUUUGACAUCCAGUUAGACAAUCAGCAGUUGUUGGCAAACAAACUGAUAAAAUUGAAAACCAACGAUAAAGGAGAGUCUACGGCACUGUUUGUACUGCCUAUCCUGUCGUCGCACACAUCUAUUGAACAAUGGUUUCCCAACGGUGUGGCCAACAAUACACAAAAACUAUAUGAUCUCAAUGUACAGCUAACAUCAUCAUCAGCAGCACCUGUGGAAAUAUCAGCCGUAAGCCGACAAAUCGGUUUCCGUACUAUUGAACUAAUACAAGAACCGGUCAAACCUGAAGGUUUGACAUUUUAUUUCCGUGUCAAUGGACUGCCGUUUUUUGCCAAAGGAUCCAAUUGGAUACCGGCCAACAAUUUCAUGGAAGACCUAACUGAGCCCUAUCUGAGACAUUUGCUAUCAUCGGCCAAACAGGCAAACAUGAAUAUGAUGCGCGUCUGGGGCGGCGGUGUCUACGAAUCGGAUCUGUUUUAUCGGUUGGCCGACGAAUACGGUAUUAUGAUUUGGCAGGACUUUAUGUUUGCCUGUAGUCUGUAUCCGGCAAACCAGGAGUUUCUUGAAACGGUUCGUACGGAAGUCAUACAAAACGUACGUCGACUUCAAUAUCAUCCGUCUAUUGCCAUUUGGGCCGGUAAUAAUGAAAACGAGUUAGGACUGGCCAGUUGGUGGACUCAUUUACCACAAUACCCGCCGGACUAUCGCAAACUAUACGCCGACACUAUUGGCCAAGCGGUAGCUCUGGAGGACACUACACGUCCGUUUGUACCGUCGAGUCCGUCAAACGGUUUGGAUACUAUACGGGAAAACUAUACGGCUGCUAAUCCGGGCGACACCCACUACGGCGAUGUUCAUCACUAUGACGAUUUGGCUGAUCUGUGGGACUGGCGAUCGGCUCCGAACGCCCGGUUCGUCUCGGAAUACGGCUUUCAAUCGUUCCCGUCAUUGGAGACACUGAUGCAGGCUUUCCCCGACCAGGAACUGGUCUAUCCGUUGACACCGGCCGUCGAACAUCAUCAGCACAAGGAGUUUGAAGACCAGAUUAUUGACGGCCAGAUAGGUUCUUAUCUGAUAAAGCCGUCGAAAGGCAGUAUCGAUAGACUAAACGAUUUUAUCUAUAGUUCCCAAUUAAUACACGCCAUGUCUAUGAAAACACAAACUGAAUACUAUCGCCGCAAUCGCAAAGUCGACGAUAAAGGCAAUGGCCAUACAAUGGGUGCACUGUAUUGGCAACUGAACGAUAUAUGGCCGGCACCUACCUGGGCGUCAAUAGAGAGCACUGGCAAAUGGAAAGUAUUGCACUCGUAUGCCAUCCGGUUUAUGGCCAACCAUUUGGUAACACCGUACGAGGACAGUGAUCAACAAUUAAAGAUAGACUUUGUUAGGGAUGACUAUUUGGGAAUGUUAUCAUUCAACUAUACUAUCCGUUUGUAUAACUGGUCUCAAUGUCUACCGGUUCGUACAAUUACCGGCCAUUUCCUAAGCAAUAGCUUUUCGGUUACCGAAAUCUAUAGUCAAUCAAUACCUGAUCUAUUGAAGACUGUGGACACCAAAUGCCGGACGAGAGCCGAUUGUGUCGUAUCUAUUGAUGUCUAUAAUAGCGAUCAUAGUAUUCAUGCAAAUAAUUUUAUGUUAUUGACAAAACCAAAUCAAGCAAAACUAGUAAAAUCUAAUUUACGGGUGAUUUCCGUACAUAAACAACAACAGCAUGUGUCCGGUCGUACAGACAAACCAUUGAAAUAUAUGUUUGACAUUAAACUGAGCGCCGAUAGUGUCGUACCGUUUGUUGUCGUCGACCUUAAACCUAAAUCAGGACUAACCGGUCAGUUUGUGGACAACGGUUUCUUUAUAUUUGACGGCAAUUUUACGGCCACUUUUCAGACAUCAGAUCCAGAUAUAAGUGGACAACAAAUCAGUGAUAAUCUAAUUGUUAAAACACUAACUGAUGUCAAAUAA
Messenger RNA from Oppia nitens, 2777 nucleotides. RefSeq names its product beta-mannosidase-like. The transcript is spliced from 9 exons. Lineage: Eukaryota; Metazoa; Arthropoda; Arachnida; Sarcoptiformes; Oppiidae. The record is from RefSeq and is a predicted model, not a curated record. Gene Ontology annotation, molecular function: beta-mannosidase activity. Bases 30 to 2777 code for a protein of 915 amino acids. Gene Ontology annotation, biological process: glycoprotein catabolic process; carbohydrate metabolic process.